Caenorhabditis sp. 36 PRJEB53466 is the source of this 3908-nucleotide messenger RNA. Lineage: Eukaryota; Metazoa; Nematoda; Chromadorea; Rhabditida; Rhabditidae. The record is from the annotation of a GenBank genome assembly.
AUGCCCUUCGAACUCGAGAAUUUUUCGACAGAUGUCACCCAUCAGAUCACCAGACACAUGUCACCUUUGAAUAUGUGAGUUCCAUUAAACGUCUUCUCAAAGACUUCUGAAUCUGAAUCUUUGCAGUCUCGAGAUGUCGUUCUGCAAUUCCGAUUGGCGCGAACUAAUGAAGACGUUCAAGUUUAGGAUAAAAUCACUCUAUGUGAAUGUGAAAGGUCUCAAUCAAGGUCGGAAAUCCAUCUGGAAGCGUAAGAUCGUCAAAGAGCAUUUUCAGAACCUUCUUGUGGCCUGGCAGCCAUCACUUUGGGAGUUCAGCUGUGGAAACGCGGCUACAUGCACUUCUUCUUCUACCGAAAAACCCAAGAGGAGAUCGAGAAUCAGAUUGUUCUCGGCGAACGGACUGUCCAUCGUUCUUUUGGUGGGAAUCAGUUCAAAUGGUCAGUGAUUUCCCCGACAAUAUUGACGUUCAAAUCGAGUUUCAGCAAAAUCGACAGUACCUCUUACAAAGUGUACACGACGGAGCCCGUUGGCGCGUUCAAGAAUGUGCUCGCCGAUAUGUUCGAGAUGUUCCCCGGGAGCAUCGAUCAUCUGAGCCUCGGCCACGUGGAGGAGAGCGCCGACCACGUCAUCUUCCAUGUUCUGAACAACCCGCUCGUCGGACGGUGCAAUUCUCUCUCGAUCCCCUCCGGAUGCGGCAUUUCCUCCCGUUUGCUCAGAUACGUUCUGGCCAUGGACGGUCUUAGACAGCUCUAUUUGAAUGCGUCCACUCCCGUUAACUUCAAAUUGCACAGGGUACGCUCACUUUCGAAACCUUUCUUACUUUAUUCCGUUUUCAGAACAUCAACAUCUGUCACGUAACGCUCCCGUACGGCGCAUGGAUCACUCGUUCCAGCCUAAUGUUGCUGAACGUAGAGAGCAUUUACAUGGGCGAUGCACGCGUCAAUCUGACCGAUCUGAACGAGUUGAUCCACGCGUGGCUCAAAAGCGAUCGCAAGAAACUGCUCCGCGUCUCGUUCAGCUACUCCAGAGGCUGUCCGUGGGAACUGGAGAAGAGGUCGAAGAGGGAUCUGUACGAUGGGUUGGAUGUGAAGACGUGGGACGAGGUGAAGAGCACACGGCCGAGAUACUUUGAGUACGAAGAGUACGUCCUUUGAGCUGAAUAUUAUGAGUCUUAUGACGAUUAAUUCUUCAGAUUGAACAAGAAGAUCGACUGCUCGAUGGGAAUGGAUAUCACUCGUUCGGACGGGGCCCUCGCCACCAUCAAUUCCACGAGAGACAACGUCGACUUUGUCGUGUGGAAGUACCCAUAAAUGUUUCGCUCUCUUCUUUCACUUUCAUUCUCAUUCCCUACGGUUUCCGUUUUGACUAUCAGACCCGAACUCUAGAGCCUAUACAACUACAAUAAAACUUGAACUAUCACAAUUGCGAGUGCGUACACUGAAAAAUGGGAGGUGAAAUUGCAAUCAUAUUGCGAUACAGUUGUUUGCGUCCUCUCGGCACUCUCGUUUGAUAAUAUACUCUUUGUUAAAUUGUGCGAGAAGCUCUGAUAACGCUCAUUUUGUGCCAACUCUUCCUCUUUCAAACUCAUCAAUUCGCAAAUGUACCAAGAGCGUAAAAUUGUUGAGCUGGUUUCUGAUGCAAGUUCACUUUUCCCUAUUUCGUCGAACUCAUUCAUAAUGAUUCUAGGAUCAUGAUCCGAUCGAGAACGGCGCUGAAGACGAACAGUUGACCCAGUUCCGCGUGGUCUCAGAAAUCCAUGCCGAACUGAUUGAGUUCGUCAAAACGAAGCUGUCGGAAUCGAUCGAAUUGCAAACGUUCGAAGUGGACCGGGAGAUUGAGUUCAUGGAGAAGUGAAUUAGAAUCUAUCCCCAGAAUCAUUUGAAUUUCCUAGAAAAAUCACUCGUCUCAAUCGGUCUGAAACGCCCACUUUCAACAACCACAACGAGCAAGAAGAGCGUGAGGAUUGGGAGCUGACAACGGAAGAAAGAGCAGCUCAACUGCAGCAAACCGAACGACGUCUGAACGGUCUCCGGAGGAGAAGGGACAAUCUGUUUUGCAGAGUACAAAAAGCACUGGACUCUCUGAACUGUGACGGUCUCGAGCAGGUCAGAAUUGUGAACGGAAGGUGUAACGUCGAUUUGUCAAAGUUCCAUGUGAAGAAUGAGGCAUGGAUUUGUGCUUUGAACACUUCUUUGGGUCUCAAGAAGAUCAAACUGAUCUGUGAUAAAAUAUCGGUGUUGGAAGUGGGGAGAGAGGCGACGUUUUGGUUCGAUGAGGUCAAGGGACUGCUCGAGAAAUUGGAAGAGAACGAGAAGCAGAUUGCACUUGGAUUGAUUGUGGAGAUGGUGAACUAACAUUUUAAAAUCCUCAUUUUACCUAAGUCGGUUUUUAGGCAUUCUGGAAGUCGGAAACUACCAUAGAAGUUGAUAAUUUAUACGUGGAUUUGAUGUAUUCCCUCUUUGACAACGCCUUCUACAAGGAGACCAUCGGAAAGGGUUUCCAGCAGGUUCCGUUCUCCCAGUCUGGAAUAGAACACGAGCUGGUAUCUCUGAAAGUGAUUUCUGUUUUCUUGAAGACAAUCAAACAGGUCAGUGAUUGUACGAUAACCGUCGAAGCAUAAUAUCGCUUUCUAGGAGGACCGAGAGAGUCUCGAGCAGUUUACCGGUUAUCUGAGCAGUUCCCUGUUGCGAACGUUGAACAAUGUGCAUCUGGAAACCCAUCACAUGAAUUCUGUGAUUACCGUAAUCGAGGGAAUCGAACAGCAACUGAUCUCCACGAGCGAUCAGUUCGACAGAGUCUUGACCACCUUCGGGCAGAAGAUUGGCUGUUUUGAAGGGUGAGAUCUCACGUUCCACCAGCUUCUUCUCAUCGGAGCAUCUUGCAGAUCCCUCAGACAUCAGAUGACAGGCAUUCUGAGGAGAUUCCGUCCGAGUGUCUCUCCUGUACCUGAUCAGACCGCCCAUGUGCCCGUUUUGAUGGCUGCCAUUUCGGAGACGUUAUCCGUACGUCAUUUCACAGUGACCGAGCAUUCGAGUGUGGCAAGUGGGCUGAAUGAUACGAUGGAAACGCAAAGACGGCUGGAGGAGCGGAGAAGAGUGGAGGAAGAGAACAGAAAUAAAGAGACGGAAGAGUUGAGGAAGGAAGUGGAACGAUUGCGACUUGCCGCGGAAGAGGAGAAGAAGAGGAAGAACGAGUUGGCCCGACUGGAAGAAGUCAGGAGACAAGAGGAGGAGAAUAAGAAGGAGUUGGAGAGGAAGAAGGAGGAAGAAAACAGAAAACAGAAAGAGCUGGAGGAAGCAAUACGGAGACAGGUUGAAGAAGAGUACAGAAAACAGGUAAAGGAGCGAGAACAACAGGAAACAGAAAGGAAGAAUAAGGAGGCAGAAGACGUGAAGAAGAGAGCAGAUGAAGAGAAACAACGGAAAAAAGCGGAAGUGGAAGAGUACAAACGAGCCAACCCGUGCACCUUCCUGAGAAACGUGCGACUCUUCCUGCACACAUGUCCACAGAAGGUGUACAACGAGUCUGUGCUCAACGGAAAGAUCAUCGGUCUCUACUUCUCCGGUUACUGGUGUCCGCCCUCGAGAGCCUUCACCCCUGUCCUCAAGAACUUCUACAGUCAAGUCGAUGUCCACGGAUUCGAGAUUGUGUACUUCUCCCAGGACAACACUCUUGCGGAAAUGCAACUAUAUCUUCAGGAGCACCACGGUAAUUGGUUCAACGCGGAAUUCGGAUCAAAUUUAGGAGACCUUCUCUACAACCAGUUGGGAUGCACCGGAAUUCCCACUUUGAUCAUUAUAAAACCGAACGGAACAGUGAUCAGCAGCAAGGGACGGGAGGAAGUGACGAACUGCACGAAUCCGAUUGCGCUGCUCGACAUUUGGAAGAGCGGAAGAGGGUGGUUGUGA